UGGACAGGACUUUUAUGGACAUCUCAGGAUGUUCAGCAGAGUACAGAACUGACAUCCCCUCUCCAGCUGCCAAGAACUUCAGUCAACCCAUUCGAGUCAUGUACCCAUUUAAUCAAAGGUUAGCCUGUGAGGGCUGUUGCUGCACCCAACCACUCACCGCAAUGACUGGCCUUUUCCAUCUCAAGGAGCAGACCACCAUGGACCAUGAUGGUCCUGGAUCAGGGCUAUGUGAGGACAUUGAGUGCUAGUGAUUGGAGAGCAGUCACCAGAGAUGGAUUACAUACAGAAGAUGUGACGGCUUUGGGGUGACGGCUUUGGGGUGUUGUCUGACCUGAGCAAGGAAAAAGUAAUGUAACAGGGCUGUUCUGUUGUCAGUGCGAGCUCAUGCAAGUGAUGGACUACAGCCGGACGGAUGCUAACCUUAGCUGGCAUUACCAAAACAGCAUUCCCCCUUAUUGAGACCAGCUCCACAGAAUGCUGAGUCCUAUCGUCCCCUAUAGCUUGUUAAAGAUGCACUGGAACCCAGAGCAUGCCCAGGCUCUCAGCCAGUGGCCUGAGCAGCACCUGGACGUCUCCUCGACCACCUCCUCUCCGGCCCACAAGUCGGAAUUGUACGCUGGCCGCGGCCGCAGCUCCUACAACUACGCCUGGGCCAACGACGACAUCUCUGCUCUCACAGCCUCCAACCUGUUGAAGCGCUAUGCUGAUAAGUAUGCUGGUGUGCUGGACCCGUAUGACCGGCCACCUGCUGUGGGCACCUACCCAGAGCCAGGGGCCUUUGGGGGGCUCAACGCCCAGAAGACUGAGCUGGAGCCUUGGCCACUGACGCACAGUGCUGAUGCCUCCUAUACCCUGGGGCCCCCUGGAGGCCAUGACAGCCUCUCAGGUUCCAAGGCUGUAGCCACAUCUGUUGGCCCUCCGGGGGUUGGCAGCGUGUCGGUGGUGAACAGUAACCUCUCAGACUCUGGCUACAGUGGCAGCAGCUCCUGCAGUGGCUCCAGCGAGUACCCCUCUAGCUACAAUGGCACCUAUCUUUCCUCAGGGUACUGUCCCCAACCCAGUGCAGCACUUCCCCCUGCUUCCCUCCACACUCUCCAGUCCGCCCCCACUCUGGUGCCCAGCUAUAGCCCUACCACACCUGUCUAUAACUACCCCCCAAGCACAUACCCACCCCAGACCAGCCUUGCCCCCAGCUACGGCCACCCCUCUGCAACUUACCUGCACUCAGGUCUACCAGCCCCUACUCCCGUUCCCUCAAGGCCCACCAUUGUAGGAGGUAGCUACAGUUACCAGAGCGCCAACCUUGGGACAUCUGAAUCUGGAGGAACAUUAAAAAGAAAAGCAUUUGAGAUGAGCGUAGAAGAGGAUGAGAGUGGAGAUGGAUCUCGUUACAGGAAAUAUAGCUAUGACCCCUUGAAGGCUGGGGGAAACUCACCCUACAGUGUGAAUGACAAAACAGAGUGCCGGGGAAACGGCUUCAGCAGUUCAGGCAGCACAGACCCUCAAACCUUUAAGCCCAGUAAGCCCUCCUCCCAGCCCAUGGUGUCUCCUCAGUAUGGGGCAGCAGGGGGGGAGUACAGCCCUCCAGCAGGCAUGACGGGAGAAAAUGGCGUGGCGGAGCAAGGCUUCAUCCAACAGCAGCACCACACCCAGGCCCACAAACGCUCUCCACUGUGUGCUCCGCCUGUUGAGACUAUGAAGAGCCCAGAUCCCCGGGUGUUGGACCUUGUCAAUGGGGAGUUACUGGACUGCAGCCCGGCACUGGGCUGGGGCGAGCUGGCCGGUCUCACCCAUGUGAAGGGUGCCCUGGAGGAGGACCUUUUGUGGCCCGUGUUGAGACCCAGUCCGUUGAUGCGGCCACCAAGAACCGUCCUGCUGUUUGGCCCCCGGGGAGGGGGUAAGACCACGUUGACUCGUUCUUUGGCUUCACAGCUGGGGGCUUCCUUCUACCGCGUCAGUGGAGCCAUGCUGGCCUCUAAAGGGAAGGCCGAGGCAGAGCACAUUCUGGGGUCUCUUUUGCAGGUGGCAGGGGCACGGCAGCCCUCAGUGGUGCUGCUCAGCCAGGUGGAGGCCAUGGAAGAGGAGGGGCUGAGGCAGACACUGCUGACCGCCCUGGAGAAAGCCCAGGUGGGGACCACAGGUCUGGUGAUUCUUGUAUGUGCCACUGGUAGGCCAGAUCUGCUGCAGGAUGCAGUUCAUCGAAGCUUUGCCAAGCGGUACCACGUUGGCCUGCCAGAUGUGGGUAUGCGCAGGCAGGUGCUGCUGCAGGCGCUGACGCCCCACGGCUACAGCCUGAGCGAGAGGGAGCUGAGCAUUGUGCUGCAGCGCACAGACGGCUUCUCAGUGUGGGAGCUGCUUCAGAUCAGCCAGCAGGCACUCUCCUCAGCAUCCUCCUCCACCGGGGCAAUGCAUGGCCUCCCCACGUCCUCUAAACCCCCAGCCUUCACAGACUUUGAGAAUGCCUUCUGCAAGGUGCGCCCACACACCACCGUGAAAGAACUGGACACUUGUACAGAGUGGAGCAAGAUGUAUAACCACUGAGAAAGCAGCUAGUCACUGUACUCGGACUGCAUUACGACCCUGUCUUUGCUUAGAUUUGGCAAGCCACGGGAAUUUGUUGUUGUUAUUUUGUAAUUACAGAUUAUGCAGCCAAAAGAGCCAGAGAAAGUCAACAAUACAGGAGAGCUGACAAAGUUGUUUUACUGGCAGAAGCAUGCCACGGUGUGCUUUUUUUGUUUUCAAAUGAAUAGCCGCAAUAUUUAAUUUUUCCCAAAGAAGAGAAAGAUGAAUAGGCCUUGUUCAGUCGGGUAGUGUAUUAGUCUUUUGGCCAAUGGGAAAAUCAGAUUAUGUACUAUUUGAAUACUCUCAGAGAUCCUGAUUAGCCUUGGUCCAGGACAAAAUCAAUUAUUUGUUGCUAGGUGACGUGGUCCAAGAUUAUGGAUAAUCAGGGUUUGGAAAAUCCCCCCCUUUGACUGACUCUCAGGAUCGUAUUUAUUGCAAGUCCACUUCCAUGUUAUCCUAAUGUUGAUUUAGUCAUUGGAUUGUCACUUAAAUAUUCAGUAAGAAGGGCUUGGGAUCAGCAACAUUUCAGCAAACACACACACAGUUUUUGACCAAAAACAUGUCAAACCAAAUGCAUAAUCAGCAGCGUUAACAGGCUGGUCCUCAAAAUUACAAUAAAUGAAUCCUUCUCAAGAGCUUCUCAACAAAUCAAACAGAUAGUUCUUACCCCCCCCCCCCCCCCCCCCCCCCCCCACACCAAAAGAAAAGAUAAAAGAAAAUCAAAUGACAUGUUUUAAAUCCAAACAUGUUGCUACACAUGUUUGGUAGUAAUGUAUGUAUUUCCAUUUAACUCACUAAUAGUAAUACACUCAUGCUUGAAAUUGUACAAUUCACGGACAACUUACUCUUAUAUUUGCAGUGUUGUCCUUAACUUACCCAUACCUUCGUUCUCAAUCUCACAUUCCUCAUUGUCUGCAGUUUUCCUGAGAAUCCCACUUACAGAACAAAACGUACCCACCCGCACAGCCAGCAUCUCCUACAGCGUGUCUGUUUUCUAUUUCACUUAUUCCUUUUAUUUUCUUAGUAUGUAGUCUUGUUUGAAAUGCUCAGGAAGAAUUUCUUUACCUCAGAAAUAUGAAAUUAAAGAAUGUAUGUAAUUUUAGGGUCUUAGUAGAGAGCGAGAUAAAGGAGCGAGGAGAAACCUGACAGUCUUGUAUUACCCACUACAGCUGGGCUUUUACCUCGGGAGAGAAACUUGAAUAUGCUACAAAGAGUAACAUUGAAUGUAAUUCAGGUAUUUCAAAGGAUAUUUGAUGCCAUAAAUCCAUGUAUUAUUAUAUGAAUAUAAAUACCUUUUCAUUUCUGUUCUUUUACCCUUUAUUUUUAUUGUAGUUUAUGGUGGAGUGAUGAUUGUCUUCAAGAAAUGUAGAAUACAGAAAAUCUUGCUUUUUUUGUUGGACAAACUGUUUUGCAAAUGUCUGUGUAAUAUAGCGUUUACAUAUCCUGUAUAUGCAUGUCUACUGUGUAUAGUUUUAAGGCUGCAAAAUAUCAUUUGAAAAUGUUAAUAUAACGCACACAAUCAUACACGUGCACUCGCAGUUGAACAUCUGAGCACAAAAUACCUUCCAAAAAGACACAGAACCAAAAGACAGCAAAAAAAAGUUUGAAGACAAAGUCAUCGUAUGUAGCUUUCAGCAAAUCCCAAAGUAUAAAAACUCACAGCUAAUGUAUACAUAUUGUGGACAAACCCAACAUGUAGACAAUCCAGACAGAUCUCUCCUUUUCCAUCAGUCGUACAGUUCUGUUUUAACGAGCUGGAAAAACCUGGUCACUGGACUGCAGGUACAGGGGUCGUACAUAUUAGACCGUUGCCAUGGUCCUGAGGCGGUAUACACAGAAUGAUGUAAUAUUUCCUACCUCCCUUCCCGCCUCCCCACUACUGCCCCCCCCCCCCCAAACUCAUCAUUAUUUUCUCCCUUUUCUCUCUCCCCAGUGCAAUCUCAUUAGAUUGGAUUGCCCCCUGGCCACGAGCCCCAGUGGCCAUGUGGCGUUGUAGCCUCCUCCCCGCCCCCCUUCCUCUUCCCCUGUACUGAUUCCUCUGGAGUGGAAGUGGUCUGAUUGAUGUCCAGCAACCCUAUAUCACAGUGCAGCCGUCCCCUCUCCAGCUGGUGGCUUCAGUCAUGCCGUGAAGCCAGAUCAAUCAGAGUGACCCUCCGCUGUGCAUACUGAUCACUGUCUCAGAAACUGAAAACACAUUUACAAAUUACAGAACAACCCCUGCCUCAAGCGGCACAGUCUUGAUGAUGCUAGCGAUUAUUCACAUGUAGUUACAGAAAUUAAAUAAUAAUAAUGACUUAGAGGUACCAAUAAUUCCCACAUUUGAAAUUGGUGUUGUUCCCACUACUCACGCCAGUAUGUCCAACAAAACAAGCCUUUAUUUUUUACAUGUUUUGAUCUGUUAUCACGGUAACUUUGUUCUUGGUUAUUGUACAUUUUCUGUAACCAUUUCUACCUCAUUUUUGCGGCAUAUUGUACAUGAAAGUAUUUAUUUCAUGUCUUUUUUGAUGUCUGUUUUAAAAAUGAUAAUAAUGUUCUUGAACUGUAAUGGUCUACCUCAGAAAAGACUGUAUUUUAAGAGAAGAGUAUCACACAAUAUUAAACAGAAUUUGUCAAUAUUG
Molecule: messenger RNA, 5180 nt
Organism: Micropterus salmoides (largemouth bass)
Lineage: Eukaryota; Metazoa; Chordata; Actinopteri; Centrarchiformes; Centrarchidae
Gene: fignl2
Exons: 6
Coding region: 475-2541 (688 amino acids)
Molecular function (GO): microtubule severing ATPase activity; ATP hydrolysis activity; ATP binding
Source: RefSeq, a predicted model, not a curated record